UCCUGAGAAGUAUGGCGGCGUCCUGCAACAUUUCUGUGUAGUCUGUUUGAUUCAUUCUGUGCCUUUGGAGAAAUAAGACUUGACUAUCAGCAAUAUGUUUGUUUAUCUCAGCAAAAAGAUAGCUAUACCUAACAACACCCGACUGCGGUGUGUCUCAUGGAACAAGGAGCAUGGCUACAUUGCUUGCGGAGGAGAAGAUGGUCUCCUCAAAGUGCUCAAAUUGGAAACUCAGACAGGGAAGGACAUGAAAGUGAAAGGCCUGGCAGCUCCAAGCAAUUUGUCAAUGAACCAGUCACUUGAGGGACACAGUGGUGCUGUUCAGUGUGUGACAUGGAAUGAACAUUACCAGAAGCUGACCACAAGUGACCAGUAUGGCCUCAUCAUUGUAUGGAUGCUCUACAAGGGUUCCUGGUACGAGGAGAUGAUUAACAACAGGAACAAGUCUGUGGUCAGGGGAAUGAAGUGGAAUGCUGAUGGACAAAAGAUCUGCAUUGUUUAUGAAGAUGGUGCUGUGAUUGUUGGGUCUGUGGAUGGUAACCGCAUCUGGGGGAAAGAACUGAGAGGUCUGCAGCUGGCUUGUGUUGAGUGGUCCCCUGAUGGCAAGAAGAUCUUAUUUGGAAUGUUGAAUGGAGAAGUUCAUAUAUUUGACAACACUGGCAACUUCAUUACCAAGCUCCAGGUACAUUGUCUGUCAAAUGUGACUGGCGCUAUCCACAUCGCUGGGCUGCAGUGGUAUAAUGGACUCAAUGGAUAUGUGGAGGCAAACUGCCCUUGUUUUGCACUCUGUUUUGACAAUGGCCGUUGUCAGAUAAUGAGACAUGAGGUAGAUGAAAAUCCCAUCCUGAUCGACACUGGUAUGCACGUAGCCCAGAUAGGCUGGAACCACUCGGGGAAUGUGCUGGCUGUGGCUGGCUCCCAGCAUGCAAUGGGACAGGAUAAGGAAGUCAAUGUUGUCCAGUUCUACACACCAUUUGGAGAGCACCUGCGGACACUGAAGGUUCCGGGCAAGCAAAUGUACGCCUGUUCCUGGGAGGGAGGCAGUUUGAGGAUAGCACUGGCUGUCGACUCCUUUAUCUACUUCGCCAACAUCAGACCCGACUACAAGUGGGGGUACUGCUCCAGCACCGUGGUGUACUCCUUCACCAAGCCCGACAGACCCGAGCACUGCGUCAUCUUCUGGGACACAAAGAACAAUGAGAAAUAUGUGAAGUAUGUUAAAAAUCUCAUCGCUGUCACAGCUUAUGGAGAUUAUUGUUGCCUGGCAACUAAAGCUGACGAGAUAGCAGGCCAGUAUGUGUUGGUUCUGUGCAACUCUAUCGGCACCCCACUUGACUCCAAGUACAUCGAGAUGGACCCCAUGUACCUGACAAUGACCAAGACUCACAUUAUCACAGCAUCAAAGGAGGCCUUCUAUACCUGGCAGUUCAAGAACCCCAAGAAACUGGCCACCCUGGAGAUGGCAACCAAGAGGAAGGCUGGCUCGGAGAGAUUGUACCACAUUGAUGAUAUGCCAUCAGGAACAGCUCCACAAGAAGAUGUGGAUUUCAGCAAGGCUUUCACUAUGCUGAAAGGAAAACUCCAGGGUACGGAGGAUCCAGUCUGCUGUAUAUGUGCCUCGGACAAAACCCUGUUUGUUGGGAGGGAAUCUGGGACGCUGAACCGCUACUCCAUGCCGAUGCUGGCACUCACACACAAGUACGCCUUGAACUGCCGACCCCACCAGCUGGCCCUCAACUGCACCUCCAGUCGGCUUGCCAUCAUCGACAUUGCUGGUGUGCUGACCUUCUUUGACCCAGACACACGGGUGACGGAUGAAGAUGGGCGGGAAGUUGUUGGAGAACAUCUCAAGUUUGAGAGGAAGGAUGUUUGGGACAUGAGAUGGGCAGAGGACAACUCCGAGCUGUUUUCUAUGAUGGAGAAGACAAGGAUGUACAUCUUCAGGAACCUGGACCCAGAAGAGCCCAUCUUGUGCAGUGGCUACAUUUGCCAGUUCAAUGACCUCCAGAUCAAAUCAGUGCUGCUCGAUGAGAUCAUGAAGGACCCUGAGAACCCCACCAAGGAGGAAAUUGUUGAGAUGGAGAUCAAGUCACUCCGAGACACCCGUGACUUGCUGGACAAAGUGGGCAUAGCUGAUGCACAGCAGUUUAUAGAAGACAAUCCUCAUCCCAGGCUGUGGCGGCUGUUGGCAGAGAGUUCUCUGGAGCAGCUCAACCUGAAGGUGGCGGAGACAGCAUUUGUCAAGUGUAAGGACUUCCAGGGUAUCGAGUUUGUCAAGCGACUGGGAAACCUACAGAACGAAACAAUGAAGCAGGCUGAGGUAGCAGCCUAUUUCCGACGCUUUGAGGAAGCUGAGAAAAUAUAUGUCGAGAUGGACAGAAGAGACCUGGCAGUGAACCUGCGGAAGAAGCUGGGUGACUGGUUCCGGGUGGUACAGCUGCUGAAGACCGGGUCUGGAGGGGAUGAUCUACAGCUGGAGGAGGCCUGGAACGCUAUAGGGGACUACUACGCUGACAGGCAGAAAUGGCAGCAGGCAGUAACGUACUAUGUGCAGGGACGCAACCAGGAGCGUCUGUCGGAGUGUUACUACAUGCUGGAGGACUACUCAGGGCUGGAGAAGAUGGUGCAGGCUCUGCCAGAGAACCACAAGCUGUUACCGGAUAUUGCCGGGAUGUUUGUCAGUGUGGGCAUGUGCAAGCAAGCUGUGGAAGCCUAUAUAAGGUGUAACCGAGUGAAGGCCGCCAUUGACAGCUGUGUCCAUUUGAACCAGUGGAACACAGCUAUAGACUUAGCCAAGAGUCACAACGUACGAGAGAUCGACUCUCUCCUGGCUAAGUACGCUAGCCAUCUAUUAGAGAAGAACAAGAUCAUCAAUGCUAUUGAGUUGUACCGCAAAGCUGGACACUACUUCGAUGCUGCUAAACUUCUCUUUAAGAUAGCAGACGAGCAGAUGAAGCAGGGGAGCAAGCCUCUGUAUCUGAAGAAGCUGUAUGUCCUGGGAGGCCUGCUCAUCGAGCAGUACCAUGAGAUGAUGAAACUCACAUCCAGGAAUAAAGGCAAGAAUGCCGGCAAGAAAGCUGUAGAGGCUACCUCAGCUCUCGCUGGAUUCCUGGAAGAGGACUCAGCAGCUAUGUCCGACACAAAGCUGAUAGACAGUGCCUGGCGGGGAGCCGAGGCCUACCACUUCUACAUCAUGGCUCAGAGGCAGUUGCAUGAAGGCUAUGUGGAUGCUGCUAUGAGGACAGCCCUACAUCUGAGAGAGUACGAGGACAUCAUCAGUCCUGUUGACAUCUACUCUUUGUUGGCUCUGUGUGCAUGUGCUAACAAGGCAUUUGGGACAUGCUCUAAAGCUUUUAUCAAGCUGGAGUCCAUCGAUGUCCUCACACCAGAACAACGACAACCAUAUGAGGAGCUCGCUCUGGAGAUAUUCACAAAACAUUCUCCAAAAGACAAUCGAGUGAAUCGCAUAGAGUGUAACAGUUGUGCCUCACAGAUCCCGGACUGGUCGACCUCCUGUCCAAGCUGUGACACCAAGUUCCCCACCUGUAUAGUGACAGGUCGACCUAUCAUGGAGUACGAGUACUGGCUGUGUAGCAGCUGCAAGCACAGAGCUAUACAGACGGAGAUCAGCCAGAAGUCCACGUGCCCUCUCUGUCAUGUCAAGGUCUAGGUCAAGGUCAAGGUUGAAGCUGUAACAUGUAUAGUUCCUAAUAUGUACAGAUUAACUGACAUGCCAUACUGCUAUGUGUGAUAUAUAAGAUGCAGAGUCCAGACUCUAUGACAGCUGAAAAUGAUGCCCCAACAAUUGGUGUUACUUAAUUCAAACGAUAUACUGCGAGUGUAGUAUCUUCUUAUGAAGUGUGGAAGUAUAGAUUUCUGCAGAAUGUUCUACAACAUAAGUCUUAUAUGAAUGCCCCAUGCUGUGUACCAACUGUGAUAAAUUUUGAAUCACAAUCAUUGUGUAACACAUGCGUCAUCCUUGUUGCUCCCAUGUCCGUACCUCUGCUUAUGGAAUGUGUUAAGAUGCCCAGCAUAAGAAUCCCUUGGUCAUGGCCCAUACAUAAACUUACUUCAGUACUUUACAGCUGGUUUCGGAUAAUUCUGCUCUAAAACUGUUGACUAUUCCUUGUUUUACUUUGUGCAAGAGAUCACACAUUUGUUGGUAGGAGCACCAGAUCUUUCAGAUAACUGUCCUUUGAAAUAGUUCUUUAUCAAUGGACAGACCAAACUGAUUUAAUCUUAAUAAGAAAUAUUAGUUAUUUAAGGGAUAAGUUGUCAUGGAAAUCAAAACUACAAACCAAAAUGUGUAUGUCUAGAUGUUUGAGUUGAGUGAAAGCUGCAGAUACCCAUGGACAUGUUCAGGUUUAUUGGCACAUGCUAUCUAUGCAGUGAAUUGUACAGUGUUAUGCUUGUUGUUUGUCUUAUUGCUUCUUUCUCCGUCCAGUAUGAAAAUCAUGUAGAAAUAACCUCUCAUGCAAUGUAUCAAUAUACAUGAAACAUUCCAACCUAAAUAUCUAGUUAAUGAAUAAAUAUCAUUCAUAUCA
Molecule: messenger RNA, 4541 nt
Organism: Haliotis rubra (blacklip abalone)
Lineage: Eukaryota; Metazoa; Mollusca; Gastropoda; Lepetellida; Haliotidae
Product: WD repeat-containing protein 35-like
Exons: 33
Coding region: 95-3667 (1190 amino acids)
Biological process (GO): protein localization to cilium; non-motile cilium assembly; intraciliary retrograde transport
Cellular component (GO): non-motile cilium; intraciliary transport particle A
Molecular function (GO): protein binding
Source: RefSeq, a predicted model, not a curated record